This is a messenger RNA of Arctia plantaginis, 372 nucleotides long. The record is from the annotation of a GenBank genome assembly. Lineage: Eukaryota; Metazoa; Arthropoda; Insecta; Lepidoptera; Erebidae.
AUGGAUGGCAGAAGACAGUUGUCUAUAUCAAGAUCUGGAAGAUUGAGGCAGGCGAAUAAAAAAAGGCAUUCAUUAACUUUGGAAUUGUAUGGAGAUACUAUAGAUAUCGAUCAAAUUAAAAAACAUACACACGUCGAGUACCAUGUCCACGGUCCAGCAAGCAACACAGCUCCUACAACUUUUGAUGGCAACGACAACAGGCUCGAUGACGAUUCUUCCAUCGAAGACAUGAAAACAGAAAAUGUAAUCCGAACCGGACAUUCAUUUGAAGUCAGUCUAGAGAAGAAAUUAAACGCCCUUGCUUUGGAAAGUGGCAAUAAGACUCCUGAAGAGGAAAUAGAUAACGCGUUCAAUGUCAUAGACAAAUCAUAG